AUGCCAAUCGUAACCAGUAUGUUGCCCAAACUGCCGAAAGAGAAACCGUCGUUGAACAAAAAUCAGUCUUCGUGCGAAAUUAUUAUGAAAAUCUCCGAGCCAUCAGUCUUCAGUCGCGUGUCGACGGCGCCGAGCCCCAUGGAAAUAUACGAGCGCAAACACAAUUUGUGGAACGAAAUGAACGAACACGAAUCCGGCGAAGGAGUCGACGCCGAACAAAACAUCAACGAAAACCGUGCUUAUAGCAGUAGUUUAGAUAAAGAUUGA
Cinara cedri is the source of this 267-nucleotide messenger RNA. Lineage: Eukaryota; Metazoa; Arthropoda; Insecta; Hemiptera; Aphididae. The record is from the annotation of a GenBank genome assembly.